This is a messenger RNA of Mya arenaria, 10777 nucleotides long. Its product is annotated as CTD small phosphatase-like protein 2. The transcript has 12 exons. Gene Ontology annotation, molecular function: phosphoprotein phosphatase activity. NCBI's taxonomy places the organism in Eukaryota, Metazoa, Mollusca, Bivalvia, Myida, Myidae. The coding region runs from base 62 to 1420 and encodes 452 amino acids. The record is from RefSeq and is a predicted model, not a curated record.
GGGCAACUGAGCCUACGCGCGAAAUGAAUUACUGGACGUAAACAUUCAGUGCUUUCAAGGUAUGCAGUUACGUCAGAAAGGUGGGCGCCACCGGUUACGACGAAGAUCAGCAGAAAAGACAACAAAAUCAACCACGAAGAUGCACAUUGCACAGAGUGAUCUGGCAAGCACAGGGGAUGUGAUGGUAUACGAAGAGCCAUGUAAGAAGACCAAAAAGGAUGCCAGUUGCGGUGUUAGUGUGGGGUGUGGCGUGAACAUGGACAUUGGGGGUCAGGAAAACAAUAUAACCAAGGAUCCCCAUUACCCUGUCACCAAUUCCGACUUCAUUACACAGGCUGCCCAAAUAACCAAAGGACAUCAUAAGAGACCAUUCACCCAAGUUAAAGACAACAAGCUGCAUGUAGAUGACAGUGGGUGUGUCCCAUUGUACCAGUGUAAUAGCUGUCUUUUCUCCUCGCCUGUAUUUCACACACACGACUGUGAUAAAUAUGAAGACUGUUCUGAAGAUGGUGUCAACAACAACAGCAGCCAUGCAACAGAUACUGACUCUGAUGGGAACUCGUCAGCGAAGGAAAACCACUUGACUGACCUGUCCCUUCACAACACACAAGUGACCCUUCAGCCUAUCACCAUGGAGACACCACAUGAUGUUGAAAACAACAACAACUCCAUGUACAAGCUUGACCCGUGUGUGAUGGAAGUCGACCCCACUUUUCCUGUGCCGGAGGAGGAGGAGGAGAUUUCUGAGGAAAGUUAUGAAGAAGGGGACUGGGAAACUGAAGCCUUUGAUCCAUAUGCAUUUAUCAAGACACUGCCUCCGUUGACUGACGAGUUACGAGCCAGAUUGCCGGCACUGCCACUGAAAACUAGGAGCUCACCUGAAUUCUCCCUGGUACUCGACCUGGAUGAGACGCUGGUUCAUUGUAGCCUGACUGAACUUGAAGAUGCCUCGUUCACCUUCCCUGUGCUGUUUCAAGAAGUCACAUACCAGGUGUUUGUGCGGACACGGCCAUUUUUCCGGGAGUUUCUCGAGCGUGUCUCCCAAAUAUUUGAGGUGAUCCUCUUCACUGCCUCGAAGAAAGUGUACGCAGACAAACUACUGAACCUCUUGGAUCCUCAGAAGAAACUAAUCAAGCAUAGGCUGUUCCGGGAACACUGUGUGUGCAUGAACGGUAACUACAUCAAGGAUCUGAGUAUUUUAGGACGAGAUCUCAGCCGGACCAUUAUCAUUGAUAACUCACCACAGGCAUUUGGAUAUCAGCUUCACAACGGGAUCCCAAUUGAGAGCUGGUUCAUGGAUAAGAGUGACCGAGAGCUGAUAAAGAUGCUGCCAUUUCUGGAAAGCCUUGUCUCAAUGAAUGAAGAUGUACGACCGCAUAUUAGAGACAAAUACAAGCUGCAUCUAUUACUGCCCCCUUAAACAGGUCCCAGUGACCUGUUUACCUAGUUUUCUGUGACCUCUGGACCUAGCUAUCAUGACCUUGUGACUUACAUCUUGUGACCAUCAAACUUCAUAAACUAUGGACUUGCCUGUUGAUCACAACCCAAGGUGGAAGAAAAAUUCUUCAUGUUUCUCCAGAUGAAAUAUUUUAUAAUAUUCCGUUCAAGAAAAAGAUUAAGAUAUUAGAAAAAAAGAUCAAUUAUUUAGAAAAAGAAAUUGCCAUACAGUAUACUUCCUUUGUGUAAGACAGAAUUGUUCAACAAAAUAAUAUGUACAAUGGCAAAAGGAAGUAACUUCUAGUACAAAAGUGAAAUAAUGUACACAUACAUGUUGUUGUUAACUGAUAACACAUAAUGUUGUUAACUGAUAACACAUAUAUUGUUGUUAACUGAUAACACAUAUAUUGUUGUUAACUGAUAACGCAUGCAUUGUUGUUAACUUAUAACACAUAUAUAUGUGUUAACUGAUUGGUCUAAGCUGAUAACACAGAUAUUGUUGUUAACUGAUAACAAAUAUGUUGUCAUCAACUAAUAACACAUAUAUUGUUUUUGUUUACUGAUAAAACCUGUGCCUGCUAUUUGAUUAUGAUUGUUUCAUUUUGAAAUAAGAAAGCAAUACCAUAUUAUGUAACUUGACCCAUGUUUGUAAAUAUUUUUCUCUGAUGAAUUUGGAUUGUUCAUUGAUUUUUAUUUGUUGUAUGAUAUGUUAAUAUUAGUGGAGGAUCACAUAUUACCUUUGUGUUGGGCAGCAAGAUUUUACAUUUUUUUAUCGAUUAAAAUGUGUGAAUUUGACAAUUUUUCUGUCAACGGCCACCAAAAUCAUUAUUGUUACCUUUGAAGAAUUGUAAGUUCAAAGUUAAACCAAAUUAUCUUAUCAUUAUGACAUUAUUUCAAUUAAUCAUUUGACUGCAUUGAAGGCAUUCAUGAUUGUAACGAUGCGUACCUGAAAUUGAUAAAAAGUAAAAUGUUGUUAAAUGUUUGGUGCAUAUGUUUUUGUUGAAUUCAUUUUAUAAGAACACGCAAAAAGGACUUGCUGAAAAGUGUUAUUUCUUUCUUUGCAUGACUUUUAUAAAUGAUGUUUUCAUUCAACAUGUAUUUUUUUACAAUAGAUGUUUGAUUUAUUUCUGUUUUGAAUGCAUUAUAUGAUGUUGUAGAUAAAAAAUGUAGUGUGAAUGAUCUCAACCUUGUGUAAAACGUAUGUUAUAAAUAUGAAAAAGAGUAUAUUUUUAAUGUAUUUGCAUGUGGAUGUGGAAAAACGUGUUAUUUGUUAAAAUCAAAUGUUGUUACAUUAAUAAGGUUUAAUAAUAUGUAUUUGAUGAUUUUUAUGCAUUUUAUUUGUAGAUGAUUAGAAUUUUAAUUUUUAUAUAGUUCAUUAUAAAUUUGUGUCAAAUAUAGCCUUAGAGCAGGAACUCAAUAAACAUACUUAUUAUAUACCCUUCAUAAAGCCACACGCUUUACAUAACACAAAAUUACGAUAGCCCAUAUUCCACUGCAGUGCAAUAUGGUCGUUUUCCACUCUGUUGAAGUCACAUCAUUAUCCUUUCAUUGCGCAAUGUUAAAAUGACGUCGUCAAGCAAAAUAGUGCUGAUAUUUAUCAUAAAAAGUUGUGUCUCUAAGCGAUUUAACAAGUAAUGUAUAUAAUAAAAGGGUUAUUUGUUCUGUGUUUUGAUCCGUAGUAUUGUAAACGUCUUUCGUGGAUUUUUAUUUAACGCGUAAUCGACUGUUUCGGAUUGUUUGUAGAUUUUGAUAUUGCUCGGCUUUCGCCUUGUGUAACCUGAAUCUGCAGAAAUCCACUUGAAUCGAAUACAACCUCCUAGAUCAAAACGCAGUACUAAUAACCCGAUUUAUAGUAGAAAAUAUUGAGUUCUUGCACUAAGGUUACCAAAUAAAGAAAUGUGCUGCUCAGGGCUUCUGUUGAGGAAAGGAAGGUGGAAGUAUAUUAUUCCCUCCAAUAUUGAGUUUUAGGAAGUACCAGUUAUAAAAAACUUCUGAUAAAACUUCCAGAUGUUAAAGGUUGGAAGUUUGAUAUAUCAACUCCUUGUGUUAAUGUAACAUUAAUUGCCACAUUUUUAAUAAGUUUAGAAUUAAAUUAGAAGUUUGAAUACACUUUUGUGGAAGAAUUAAAUUAGAAGUUUGAAUACACUUUUGUGGAAUUCGCAAGUUUCAGACGCAAACUAUUUCAUAUUUUGUCAGAAUUGCAAAUUAUUUCACAUUUUGUCAGAAUUGCAAAUAUCUUCACAUUUUGUCAGAAAGGCAAAUUAUUUCACAUUUUGUCAGAAUUGUUUGAUAAUAAAAAAAGUGAUGGCAAGGAAGUUCAAACUUCCACUUUUAAAUUCCUAAUGGAAGCUCUGGUUACUUUUGGAUGAAAUGUAUCACGCAGGCCUUUCACAAAUGGACACGUUAAGACAGGAGUUAAUUCCGUGUUGCGCUUAGCUCUCAAUGUUUUGUUUAUGUCUUGUAUUAUUAUGUAUAUUUUUUGAAUGUUAAAUAUGAUGGCAAAACCCCCCAAACCAUAACCAUUUUCGAAUAGGGCAUAUCUACUUAAUUUGUUGUUCCUUGUACCCGAUUUCUCGAUCAUCUUAAGCAUAACAAGCAUAAAUCUCUUUUUUUAAUAAGCCAAAUUACCUACUAAAACUUCAUUGUACAAAAUAUUUGUUUAUCCUGAUCUCCAAGGUGAUUUCAUUUAAGAAUCUAAAAAAUGAGAAUUUUACGCAAAUAUUACCAAAACCACAGCAAUUGAGCUUAGCUUCAUCUUGUUAUGACAGACUUAAGAUCGUUUGAGAAACUGGGCCAAAAAGGAAUUAUAACAUUUCCUUGAUUAAAAACUGUUGUUCCUGAUAUAUUUAAGGUGCAGAUGAAAGUCAUGUUAACAAGUUUAUAUUUUGAGUACUGGUAUUCAUUUGAUUGGUUUUCGUGCAAAAAGUAGAUAUUAAGGUACGUAAUUUAUUUAAUACACACUUUUUUAAGAGUUAUUGAAAUAUACCCAUUCCUUACUAGGCAUAGCGUUUACACACAUGUUUCCGCCUAUCUGAUCGCUUGGCUGAUUCUGCUUUUAUCAUUUAAUAAGCCCCUGACUAAAAUGACUACCCAAGUUCAAUUUAGUCAUUACUUGGUUUAUUAAGUGGAUUAUUUAGUGGUUCGUUAAUGCGGCUGGUUAAAGAAAUAGGCAGUGGCGCCAACUCUAAGAUAGUUAUUACAUGCCAAUUUAAUUGCUUAGUAAAUUAUUUAAUUGCUUAGUAAAUUAAUAUUACUAAGUACAUUUACAUGUUAUAGAAAUUCUGAAUGUACCAAGGUCAAUGCAAAUAAUGUGUUUCAGAAAUUAUUAAGCAUUUAUAUCAUAUUGCCAAUGGGAUACUUGAAUUAGGAAAGUGACUUAAGUUCAGAAACAAUUUAGGAUUUUUUAUGAAUACCAGUUCAGAGUUUUUGACCAAUCAAGAGAAACUCUAAAUACAUCAUUAAUUUAAGUUGAAGCUUUGUAUCUGUGUAGGUCUUCUUCAGAGUUCUUGACCUGUAUUUACUAACAUCUUGAAACUCAGGCUCAGAAAACCAAAUUUUACUUCUGAUGAAAAAAUGCUAUGACUCGAACCUUUUGUUAAAAGUUGCUGUAUUAUUGAUAUAUUAAGAUGUUUUUCUGAACCGGAGUUUCAAACACAAACGUCGGUGAAUAUUAUAGCCCAGCUUCCUUUUGUCUUUGUUAAAGUUCAAGGUCAUGUGAUUAUCGUUAAUUUAUUCUUUAAUGGCAGCGUUCAAACUAAACACCAAAUUAUUUUUCUUUUACAUGUAUCAAGUUAAGUAUUUUAUGUCUCAUUUUUCACUUCCAUGCUUGCAUUGGUGCCAUAUUUUAUAUCUUCCUUUUAAAAACAUUUUUUGUUUUUAAAAGACUUUAUUUACUAUGCAUUGUUUUUUUUUCUGCUUUUAUCGUUUCUGUGUUUAGAAUUUUGUCUUAAUAUAGUAAAUUUUAUCUGAAAGGGCCAUCAUGUUUUUUUGUUUCAAUGGUUGUGUGUUCAAAUAUGGACCAUAGAAUGAUGAAAUUAAUCGCAAUUUAUGAAAAAGUUUGUUUGGUCCUACCCCACUGACUGACAAAAACACCGGUUUCCAGAAUGUUUUUUAGCGUCUUUAGUGGUUAUGUUUUUAUUUUUGUCAGAAUUAAGAAGUAAGGAAGUAAAAAAAAAUGAAGCGCGUUUCCUACAACUGCUCUCGUUGUACAAGUUGUCAGUUUGUUCCAGAGUCACCCGCGACCCCCGUCAGGAGCCACUUUAUAUUUGGCUGCCACUUUAUACUUGUUGGCUGCCAGUUUUUUUACCAUAAUUUCAAAUAAAUUUUGCCUUAAAAGAACUGUAAAUAUCCUUAAUAUCCUUGAAAUUAUUUUUUCUAAAUAUGGCAGACCAUGGGUGCAGCCAUUCUGUUUUCCGUUACAUUUAAGAAGGAAAACAUCUUCCAUUUACUUCAUAUUGUUUAUUAGUCCUUAUUCUGCUUGUUUUAGCUCAUAUUCAAUUUUUCAUGAAGGAUUUUAUUUUUUAACAAAGUUAUUUCUUGUGUACUGUUUUUGUUUCGAAAGGUGAAGGGAAAAAUCUAAAAAAAAUCCAUCGAGUUUCAUGUAUAAUUAGUGAUGUUCCGAUGAUCGAUUAUAAUCGAAAAUCGAUUGGUUGGGCCUGAAAUCGGCGACAAUCGAUUGUAUUUGGUUAUAAUCGAUCAGCAAAAAAAAAUUGAAAAUAAUAUAAGUAAGUGUUCAGACGUUAUCUUAAACAAAAUGGUAGAUGAAAGCCACAAUGAGCAAGUAAAAAUGAACUAUUUUUGAUAUAACACUUAAUUACUUCAAUCAUAGACAUAACGUAUAUGCAUAUAAUGAUUAUGAGUUUAAUAAUGUGCAUGAAUAAAACUUCACUUUAGGUUUUAUCUAGUAUGUUAAAAAACCGAUUGUACUAUCGAUAAUCGGUUACUUGAGUGGAACCGAUUAUCGAUUGUAAAAUUGGAACCGAUUCCCAACACUAUGUAUAAUGCAAUAUUGUUACCGUCAAGAUUAUUUUAUAGGGACAAAUGUAAAACGGUAUUGAAUUGAAAUGUCAAUAUUUCCAAAUAUGCAAAGAAAGUGCUAAUCAUAUCUGUUAAAAAACCCCAUUUCAAAUCAUGUUUACCGUAUAUUUUUCUACAUAUUAUUUUUGUUUGUUUGUGUACCUUAGGUCCGAUUAUUACCACAGAAUGUUAAUAAAUCUACAAUAUAAAGGGAUGAGAAAUGAUAAUAUGUUGUUGCAAAAUUAUCUUUUACACAUCGUUUUGCUGUAAGUACACUUCAAUUGAGAUAUGGAAAACGAAUCAAUUCUAAGUGACAUUAUUAAAAAACGAGUCGAAUAGAACCUCAUUUCUUAUCCUCGAUGUGUUAUAUGAGUUUAUGCUACUUUUUGCCAUGCUGUUAUAAAGUCACUAUUUAAACUUCAGCCAAUCGUAUAAAACUGGUGAACCCCUUUUUUGCCUCGACAUAUUCAGUAUUCAACAUAACCCACUUGUCCGAAGCCCAGGGACAUGUAUAAUUGCUGAAGGGCAAGUUAAAAGUUCAGUCAGCUUGUCCAAAGUGGGCAAGUGAUAUUAAGUGUAUGUCUUGUUUUUUAAGGACCAUAAUUACUAUCAGUUCUUAAUCAUCAUCAUCAUCAUCAUCAUCAUCAUCAUCAUCAUCAUCAUCUCCAUUAUGAUGAUCAUCAUCUACACAUCAUCAUCAUCAUCAUCAUCAUCAUCAUCAACACCACCACCACCACCAUCAUCAUCAUCAUAAUUCCAUCAUCAUCAACAGCAUAUUCAUAGCAUCGUCAUCAUCUGCAAAACCAGCAAUGUUUCAGCAGGGAUUUAUGUGAAAACUAAUUAAGUGCAAUUGAAAUUCAUUUUUUUCCAUAAAUAAUAUAUCAGUUCAUAAUUUUCAUAUGUCAAUUUGUAAUUUUUAUAUUUCUGAUGUCAAUUCAUUAAUUUCACAUAUCAAUUAUAAAUUCUCAUAAAUCAGUUCAACAAUUUUAUAUGUCUUCUGUCAAUUCAUACAUUUUCAUAUACAUGUAUCAAUUUAAAUUUCAUGAUAUUGAUAUGAAAUGUCAUUUAAAUUUUUCACGAGUCAUUCUAAAAAUACCUAACAACUUAAUUUUUCAGAUCUUUAGUUUUGCAUUUUAGAAUGAUUUAACAAAGUAAUUAGUAAGCAUAUUAUUGUGUUUCCGUAGUAUUAUAUCAUGUGUCCGCAUCAACAUAUAAUCAUGAUUACGUACCAUUAUAGGUUUUCCUAAUGUUGUUUUUCAUACCAUUUCACAUUUCAUAGAAAACGUUGGACAUCUACCAUACUGUUUAUACAUGGAUAUUUAUGUGUGUUAAGUGCUUACCUAUUGACUCAAGCACUUCUAUUUUGAUGUCCAGUUUGGAUACAUUUACAAUUAUAAGACAUUAAAAUGGCAAUACACUAGCUAUCACAGAUUUCGACUGAAAUCGAAGGAAUUUUAAAAAGAGUUUUAGAGUUUAUUUCAUAUACAUUGGCAAUAUACUCAUGCGUACACAAGCUAUAAAUGUAUGUGGGAUUUCAUAGUCAAUGGUCAAAAGUUAUACUCUUCUUCCAGCACAUUUACAUUUACUUUCUGUAUAUGCAAUUGAUACUGGCUUAUAAAAGAUUUUUUUUCUUUUUAAACGUUCAAUGGCAGCUAACAUUUAUUAUUUACUUGUAAGUCAUUUAUUGAAUGCAACAUUGAAAUUAAUUCAUGUGCUGUAUGUCUACCGGUUUAUGCCAUAUCAAAUUGAUUGAUUGAAAAUGCGAUUUAAAAUGCUCUUUUUUGUUGAAAACCAUCAUAGUAACGCUAUUUAAAUUUGAACAAAGUUAAAAUCAAUUUCACAAAAUCAUGUUUAAAUGAGUGUCUGCCAGUUGCCUUUUGGUGUUUGUUAAAAUAGAUUAGUAAAAUUAAACACUUUUAACGAACUUUUAAAAAAGCCAAUAUAUAUAUUCUGUGAACGAGUUCUUGCAACAGACGCAGCCAUUUGUUACUUGACAAGUUUAUAUUUUGGUUAGUUUGUACACUGAAAUGAUAUGAUUGGUUGAUAGUUUUUUAUUGGAUUCAUUUUGACCAAUCAAUGAAUGGUUUUGCUUACUUUGACCAAACAAAAGAAAUUAUUCAAAACUAUCAGCCAAACAUUUAACAUAGUGGCUAACUUAACCAAACCUAAUACAGUAUUGGAAUAAUAUUGGUAUAUCAAUAAAUAGUUUGGCUAUAUUUAACCAAACCAAAGUAUUAAACAGUUUAAUACGAUUGGCUGCAUAUUUACCAUUAAAUGAGUGAAUUAACAGGGCAAAAAGUAGCAUUUUGUAUGUAUGCAUGGUCAUCACUAUAAGUUAUGCUAUGUUAAAAGUACGGAGUAAAGUUUAAUACACUUAAAUGUUCAGGAUCAGGAUUAAGAGCUUUUCAUAUUAUUGUACAUCCGUAAAGCUUUGGAAACAAUUUCAGAAGGGGUCAAAGCCCCUUGACCCUGCUUUUGGCAUGAAUCCCUCAUACACAAUCCGACCCCCGGCUAUUUUUCAGGAUAGAAAUAUCUCAGCUGUUGGAACCCUUUAUGUGGAUGUUUCAUCAUAUGCAUAUACAAAUUGAAAGUAUGCCUUUUCAUAGUAAAGCAACCAAAAGCAUAUGUUAUAUUUCGAUAUAUAUAAUAUAUAACGAGUACAAUAGUAUGAAGUUUUCAAAAUUAAAUGGCCUUAAUUUUCUUGUUAUUUUCGUAACUAAUAAAAAUUGUAUUCAGUGAUUGUGUUGUAAACGACAAGGCUAAAAACCUGUGCAUACGUCUGCAAUUUAUAUUGUAAAUAUUUGUUAUGUGUACAUACUGUAUAGUUUUAUUGAAACAUCAUUAUGCAUUUGUAUGCGGAUUAUUGUUUCAUUCACCGACACAACUUUGUUUGAGAGGUUAGUUUUAGUUUGUGAUUUUUUAAACAUUGCUGUAAGUUUGCAAAUGUUCUGUUUUUUGCUUCUGUUGGCAAUUAGUUGACGAACAGAGGUAGGUCUUAAAGUUAAUUUUACAUAGAUUUACAUAGAUUCUUAAAAAGAUUGUGCAACCAAAAAUGAGAGGGUACGGACACUUCCAGAAAAGUUAAACUAAAGCCCUACAAAUUGUGAGCCAUUUACGGUAGUUUUUAACAUGUGGAACGGUAUUUAGUGCAGUAGUUUGAUCCAUGCCUUCUAAAGGAAAUUUAAAAAGUAAACAUUUUGGCACAGUUUGCCAAAAUGUAUAUUUAAACGUAUUUUUAAUACUCUUAAAUUGUUGAAUACGUUCAUUAUUUAUUGAAAUUGAAUUGAAACUUACGAAAACCAGACCACUUUUAAACAUACCAAUCUUCUUGUAUGUAUUUUUUUUUUCAAAAGUGACUUGUAAAUAUACUUGUAGAUUUCAUUGUAAUUAACAUUAUGUGUAGUAAGUAGCUUUUAAUUUGGCAAAAAUGGCAAUACACUUGGAUAAAUGCUUUUGUAUUCAUGUACUUUUUAUGGAUAAUGUAAAAAAACAACUAAAAUCAAUAAUUUUCCGAUAUAGUCCUUAACUUUGAUAUCGGUAAUGCAUGCUCAUUUUUUCGUUCAAUCCAACCAUGUUCAAAUAAUUCAUGUAUAUUUUUCAAAUAGUUUUGAUUCAAAUAUUUCUGUUUUAUACUUAAGUGUGACUGGCAGCAUAUUGUAGAUUUGCUAAAUAUCUUACAGGGGUGAUAAAAACUCAUGAUUAAAUUUAGCCUAGUUUCUCAUAACAUCUUAAGACCCUAAUAAUUUAAUUAAGCUUAUCUCACUGUUACUGUAUUGGUUAAGUUUGUGUAAUGAUUACAUUAUUAAGACGUUUUUGAUUUAAAACGGAUGUUAUGUUAAUGAUAGUUACUAUAAACACAUUUUGAUAUAGUAAACUCAAGAUUAAGGAAGGAAUUCGACUUAAUGAAAUAAGCUACUUAAGUUUGCAACGUUUAAGAACUUUCGAGAAAUUGGGGCAAGCAUUCAAGAUUUCAGACCUUCGAACAGUUGUAAUGUGUAUUUAGAUUAUGGUUAAAACGUUAAAACGUACGUUUGAAAUUGAUAUAAAUGACUUUAUAACGUUUUUCUUUUCAGCAUAAUAAGUACGUCUAUGUAUCCUUUAAUUUAACGUAGAUCAUGAAAAGUUUACACUGAGGUGAAAUAUACACAAUAAAUGACGGACUGACAGUUUGCAUUGUAGAAAGGUGAACCAUUGAUUUGCUUCCAGAAACAGUUUAAAACCCACUGAUUGUUUUCCAUUUCUCAAUUAUGUUUUGUUUGUUGUUAAAAGUUGUAUAGUAUAUCUACAUAAUCAUGUUUUAUCAAUAAAUUAGGUAUUGCAUUGA